AUGAUGUUCGCACCGUCGCUCGGUAACACCCAACGCGAUUCGCGCUUCGGCGCAUCGUCCAUCGACGCUACCGAGCGAACGGUGCGAGAGUAUAAGGACGAAUUGUCAAUCCUCUCGUGGUCGCACGAUCGCGGAUUCGAGACGCACAGAGGAUCGUGGAGGCAGGAGGCGCGAAGCGCCGACGCGAACGAGACGCCGGACGCGCCGGCGAAGGACGAGCGCGACGUGUCGAAUCGUCAACGAGGGGCGGCAACGCUGAUGGCGCAAACGAUCGCAAAGUACAUGCCUGGUCGAUUAUCGGAGACGUCGGCGCCGUUCGAGUUGUUGUACUCGACGUGGGACAUGCCGUCGACGCCGUGCUUGGACGCCGAGUACGCGCAGAAGUUGUGCGAGUUUGAUCGAUGGGUACCUAUAUUUAACUUUGGGAGCUCGUUCAAGGAUCAAACCGUGCUGCCGACAAUGGUGCCAGCCACGCUCGGCGCGCUUCGUAGUUGUUUCAUCGAGGGUUUGAAUCCGCAUUUAGGCUUUAGCGCGGACGACGAGCCACAGUGCGACUUUUUACGCUUCCCGACGACAAAGUAUUCCGAGCAAGGAAAGUGCGACGCCAAGCUCGCUCAGUGUCGGUAUCACGGAUUGUUUUCGCUCAAUGCCGUGGAUGAUAAGUCGAUGUACGAGUGGGAUAAUCUCAAACCGCAGGUGGAAUGGCGCGGGAGCGACUAUUCGUUUCUCGCGCCCCGGGUACCGGGGCACAAGCCUGACGCGAAUGAGUUUUUGAGCGAAAUCGCGUCUUCAGCCAAUGUUUCGCAGGCCUUACACGAUAUGGCGUUUUCCACCGAUAUUGGACCACGUCUCAGGGCGGUACUGUUUUCAAAGUUGUACCCCGAGCUCAUCGACGCCAAGUUUUUCAACUGGAAAAAUCAGUCGAGCGCGCGCGACAAGAUGGCCGCCGAACUCGGUAUUGACGCCACGGAACGCUUAACUGAAGAGGCGCUGGGCAAAUACAAGUAUCAUCUCGACCUCGGCGGUGGUGGAGGGACGACGUGGAGCGGACUGAUUCCCAAACUCACCAUGCCGGGCGUGCUGUUGCACCACGAGACGUCGAUGAAGGAUUCGUACUUUGACACUCUGAAGCCGUGGGUGCACUACGUGCCCGUCGCAGAAGACCUACACGACGUUUUUGAGAAGAUUUCUUGGUGCGAAACGCACCCCGAGGAAGCACGAAAUAUCAGCGCCAACGCCAACGACUGGGUUCGCGACUUCCGAGGCUUGAAAUCGCUGCUUCGUCACAACUAUCAAGCCCUGGCGAUUCCCUUGGCGAAAACGCUCGAUCCCUCUGGCGAGACGCUGCUAGACUUUGAAGCCGCGCACGUGGCCGCGCGCGCCGAGCGCCUGGCCGCGCGCGCCGCAAAACUCGCCAUCAAAGCGUCCAGAGACGCCGCCAAAGCCGCGAAGGCCACCAACGUUUCCGAUUAACCCCCGUUCCGCGCUGUAUCAACAGUAUCAACACCAUCCGUCCA
Ostreococcus lucimarinus CCE9901 is the source of this 1517-nucleotide messenger RNA. RefSeq lists its product with no specific name. The record is from RefSeq and is a predicted model, not a curated record. NCBI's taxonomy places the organism in Eukaryota, Viridiplantae, Chlorophyta, Mamiellophyceae, Mamiellales, Bathycoccaceae. The transcript has a single exon. The coding region runs from base 1 to 1473 and encodes 490 amino acids.